This is a messenger RNA of Rhododendron vialii, 1043 nucleotides long. RefSeq lists its product as uncharacterized. Gene Ontology annotation, molecular function: RNA binding. NCBI's taxonomy places the organism in Eukaryota, Viridiplantae, Streptophyta, Magnoliopsida, Ericales, Ericaceae. Gene Ontology annotation, cellular component: nucleoplasm. Bases 98 to 766 code for a protein of 222 amino acids. The record is from RefSeq and is a predicted model, not a curated record. The transcript is spliced from 8 exons.
UAACCUACGUCAGUAGUACGUCGUCUUCCUGGUUUCCUCAGUUCUUGAUUCAACCGAAAGACUCAGUUAAGUUCCGUUCGAUUUAACUCAGUCCGACAUGCCUCGGUACAAAGACGAACCCCCUGCGAUUCGCGUCUACACAGUUUGCGACGAAUCCAAGUACUUGAUCGUGAAGAACGUUCCGGCUUUAGGAUGUGGUGAUGAGUUGUCGAGAUUAUUCGGGUCUUAUGGGGAUAUUGAAGAAUGCAAACCAAUGGAUUAUGAAGAUUGUGAACCAUUUACAGAUGUAUAUUGGGUAAAAUUUCGUCAAGUAAACAAUGCCAGGUUUGCAAAAAGGAAAUUGGACGAGUUUGUUUUCCUGGGGAAUCGAUUACAGGUCUCAUAUGCCCCUCAAUAUGAGAGCCUAUCAGACACAAAAGAGAAAUUAGACGGCCGGAGAAAGGAAGUUCUAGCACGAUUGAGCCCUGGAAGAUCCAAUGGGUCUACGGCUCAUAUCCGAGGUGCGUCAACACCACAGACAGAACACAUUUCCCAAUCAAUAAACACUAACCAAAGGAACACUGGAGAGUUUCAGCAUAUUUCUCACAAUGCAGAUUCUUCUUCCAUGACCAGGGUUACUUCUGACAAGGAUUAUUUCCCAACCCAAUCAAUGAAUCAGACGGCCCAAUUCGUCAGGGAUAAGCUUAAUAAGAUACAAUCAAGCACGCAAAAUAUAGAAACAGGUCCUUCAAAGAAGCCACGAGUGGACAAUAGACGCCGAAUCUAAUUAACUUCGACAGGAGAGGAUUACUGUUGUCUACAAGUUCUUUUUCUUCUCCAGCUCUGCUUUAUGAGACGUUUUGCAUUUGACAAAAUGGAAAUUUUAACUGCCAGUUAACCUGUCUGAUUAUGUUGAAUUUUGAAUCUUGUUUAUAUUGAAAUUCUUACCAUUGUUUUGUGGCCUACUCCACAUUGUAAAUAAGUAUGUAUCAUAAACAGGGUUAAAAUGUUUAGUGUACCGUUUGAAUCGACUUUGUUGAGUUGAGAUCUAUAUUUUCCUCUUC